Molecule: messenger RNA, 552 nt
Organism: Solea solea (common sole)
Lineage: Eukaryota; Metazoa; Chordata; Actinopteri; Pleuronectiformes; Soleidae
Product: integumentary mucin C.1-like
Exons: 1
Source: RefSeq, a predicted model, not a curated record
ACAACUACUACAGCUCCAACCACAACAACUACUGCCCGAACCACAACUACUACUGCUCCAACCACAACAACUACUGCACCAACCACGACAACUACUGCCCCAACCACGACAACUACUGCUCCAACCACAACAACUACUGCACCAACCACGACAACUACUGCACCAACCACAACUACUGCCCCAACCACAACAUCUACUGCUCCAACCACAACAACUACUGCCCCAACCACAACUACUGCAGCUCCAACCACAACAACUACUGCGCCAACCACAACUACUACUGCUCCAACCACAACAACUACUGCCCCAACCACAUCUACUACUGCACCAACCACAACUACUACUGCUCCAACCACAACAACUACUGCUCCAACCACAACAACUACUGCCCCAACCACAACUACUACUGCACCAACCACAACUACUACAGCUCCAACCACAACAACUACUGUCCCAACUACAACUACUACUGCACCAACCACAACAACAACUGCACCAACCACAACAACUACUGCACCAACCACGACAACUACUGCCCCAACCACAACUACU